AUCAUGGCUUGAUUUUUAUGCAUAGCAAUUAUGGUUCAAAAUUGGUCCUUUCUAUGAUGCGUUGUCAUCGAUAUUUUGUUCUCCUUUUCAUGUUAUGGUUACUUGGAAAACGAUGAGAUACAAGAUGUUUGAUGACGUGUCACGAUUGAAUUCUUCCAAGGAUGAUUGGGUUAUCCGAGUUAAGGUUCUGUGUCUAUGGCAACAAAACUUACGUGGUCUUGGUACAAGUUUAGAAGUAAUCUUAUCUGAUAGCAAGGGGUCGAAGGUGCAGGCUUCUUUUAGAGGUUGUGCUUACCAUCGUUCGGGUGCUAAGAUUACUUUUGGUGAUUGGUUUGAUUUGAAUGAUUUUAAAGUUUUGGAACAAUAUGGUUCGUGUAAGGCUACUGAUCACCGAUACAAAAUAAUUGUUUUGUAUUCAACUGAAAUUGUUAUAGCGGAUGUUAUGGGAGAUGAGAAUUACAUUAAUUUCGUUGAUUUUAGCAAGAUAACGGAUGGUGUUCAUUGUGAUGAUUGCUUGGUUGGUAGGCAAGUCGUUCAUGUUGGGGAAUUUCCAACUUGGGAUGGUUUGAAUGUCUGUAGAAAAGGCAAUGAUUCGGACAAGGAUGAUUAUAACAGUGAUGAUAUCGACGAGUUGGAUGGUGACGGUGAAUGUGGCAAAGAAUCGUGUGCUGAAGACGUGGUUCAUGUAGAAGAUGAUCCUGCUUAUCAGAUUGAUGAUGAUGAUAAAGUUGAGGACACAGAUAACGACGACGAGUGCAUUGUGAGUAUCGAGGCUAAUGGUUUAGAGCUAGGAGAAGACGAAUAUGAUUUAGUAGAGGAUUGUGAUGAAUGUGACUGUUGCGAUGAAAGUGACUAUGAAGAUGAGGAACAUGAGGAUUUAUGUGAAGUAGAAGACGACGAAUAUGAGGAUGGUGAUGAAGAUGAUGAAGACGAUGGUGAUGAGGGAUAUAGUGAGAUGACCGAGUCGAAGGAAGAGAGUCUCGACGAUUGUGAUUGUGAGACUGUCGAAAAACAAUGCCCUGACAAAGUAGAUGAGUAUUCCAUGUACCAUAAAAAUAUCUUUGACCUUCGUGACUCCAGGGGACCUCUUGAGGACAUGUCACGUUUAAAUUCAACAAAAUAUGAAUGGAGAAUUCGAGACAAGGUCUUGUGUUUAUGGAGACAGAAUUUCAGUGGGUUUGGUAUGAGUUUAGUGAUGAUUUCUAUCCGAUAGGAAGGUUUGCGAUUUUCUAAAAAAAAAUUCCUUCACUCGAUUAUUAAAAGUAGUGUUCACAA
Molecule: messenger RNA, 1275 nt
Organism: Arabidopsis arenosa
Lineage: Eukaryota; Viridiplantae; Streptophyta; Magnoliopsida; Brassicales; Brassicaceae
Source: the annotation of a GenBank genome assembly